Micropterus salmoides (largemouth bass) is the source of this 3208-nucleotide messenger RNA. It is a transcript of the gene dclre1b, whose product is annotated as DNA cross-link repair 1B. The transcript has 4 exons. Gene Ontology annotation, biological process: protection from non-homologous end joining at telomere; double-strand break repair via nonhomologous end joining; interstrand cross-link repair. The coding region runs from base 475 to 2220 and encodes 581 amino acids. The record is from RefSeq and is a predicted model, not a curated record. Gene Ontology annotation, molecular function: damaged DNA binding; 5'-3' DNA exonuclease activity. Lineage: Eukaryota; Metazoa; Chordata; Actinopteri; Centrarchiformes; Centrarchidae.
AGUCAACACGGAGAAGAAGAGCGUCAAAUUGAAAACACAAACGGCGGGGACCUUAAUCUGCUAUUAGCGCCGCAACUGUGAAAAUGUAGCACUGACAUGUGCUUCCGAUGUCGACGGUGGGACAGGAGAUUUUCAAAACGCAAUAUAUUGGCGUCUCGCAGCACCGGGUUAGGGACGAUGCUAACCUACAGCCACACCGUUGUUAGCAAAGUCACAAGUUCGGACAACGUUAGCUAAAGUUAGCCUAGCACUGGAGUUUUUACCACAGCACUGUGAUUAAGGUAGUACUUUAAUAUGUGCCAUGCAAGUUAAAUUACACAACCUUAACCAUUUCCACAGCUGUUACUUGAACGGGUUUGUUUGUGAGUCGCCAAGUGGCAGAAGUAAUUAACGUUAGUUAAAUAGACAGCGGUUAUCCUCAGUCUGUUGAUACCUGUGACAGUUACCAGUCCACCUGGAGGGAAACUGUAGACAAUGUCAGUCAACGGGAAAGUCAUCUCCCACACACCGCUGGCCGUAGACUUCUGGCAUGUGCGCAAGUGUCCCGGCGCACGCCUGUUUUUCCUGUCCCAUAUGCACAGCGACCACACGGUGGGUUUGACCUCCACCUGGAGCGACCGGCCCAUCUACUGCUCACCAGUCACUGCCACCCUGCUCAGACUCAAACUGCAGGUGAAAGAACAGUGGAUCCAUCCUUUAGAGCUGGGUGAUCCAUACCUGCUGCCACUGGAUGACAUCGGCAAAGAGAGGAUGACCGUCACACUGAUAGACGCCAACCACUGUCCAGGGGCUGUCAUGUUUCUCUUCGAGGGCUACUUUGGCUCUAUACUGUACACUGGUGACUUCCGAUAUACUCCCUCCAUGUUGCGUGAGCCGUGCUUGAGGACCAACACCACUAUAGAUGUCCUGUACCUGGACAACACCAGCUGUGACCCCAACCGCACCCUCCCCUCCAGGCAGCGAGCCACUCAACAAAUCAAAGAGAUCAUCCGCAGUCACCCCAACCACAACGUUGUCAUAGGCCUGUAUGCUCUGGGCAAAGAGUCCCUGCUGGUGGAGCUGGCGAUGGAGUUUAAAACCUGGAUUGAGGUGAGCUUUGAGAGGAUGGAGACCCUCAAAGCCCUGGAGCUGCCUAACGUCUUCACCACUGACCCCGGAGCUGGUCGUAUCCGAGUCGUGGAGCAGUCGAAGAUCUGCUGUGCCACUUUACGCCUGUGGAACGAAGAACAACCCACUUUGGCCAUCUUGCCCACGAGCAGGCCCCUGAUCUCCUUUCACCCCCACCUCCAUGUGGUGCCCUACUCGGACCACUCCUCUUACCAAGAGCUGGAGGAUUUUGUCUCUGCACUAAAACCUACCUCCCUUGUGCCCAUUGUAGGUAACUUUGUACCUGGUAGACUCUCUGCCUUACUGCCCAGGAAGAAGCGCCAUGAAAUCCUCGUACCUGAGUCAGUCCAACACUACAUGUUGAGGCCGACUGAGAGCCAACUUGGCGCAAUAGCACACGCCAGCCUUCGCCGCAGACAUUUCCAACCUCUUGCUCCCAAAGGGGUGGUGUUUGAGUCGCCUGGUAGUGGAUCCAGGAAGUCAUGCGAAGAAGCCUGGGAGGCAGAGUGCCUGGAGCAGGAUGCUUCUGAGGAAGAGGUGGACAACGAAAGCAGUGAAAAGGACUCUGACUGCAUCCUUAUUGACCUGAGCGAGGAACUCACCCCUAACAAAAACAGAAGAGGGGCUAGAGACGUCAACAUCGCCAAGACAGUGUAUGAAGACAUGACAAUGGCGGAGUCAGUGCCGCUCGGUCAAGUGGAGAUCGUGGCAAACACGAAGGCCUGCUUGACACCUGUCAGGACCCCAAGAAGGCUUUUUGAAACUAAUGCCAAAAUAAUCAACAAGACAGCAUCCAGUGAAAAUUACAGUUGUCAGCACUGCAGACAUGGAAAUGCUCAGAGCAUCCACAAGCUGUCAGACGGUGACGGCAUGGGCCAGCACAGCGGACUUGGAAUGGAUCAGGAUGCUGACAUGUCAGAUGACAGUAACACGAGUCAGCACGGUGAUCAGAACGACGGCGUGACAUUAUUGCAAGGGGGCCUCGACAGUGAUUCUUGCUCUUCAUCCCCGGAGCUGAGGCAGGAAUAUAUAGAGGAGCUUGAAAACAGUAUUUUAAAGGCUCUUCCCUUCACAGAGGAGGACUUUAAGACAUGGGAUCUCGUGGCGCUGUAAACAGUUUCUGCUCUGUCUGUUACAUGAUGCAGAGGAUGACGACGACAUCUCUGACAGAUAAAGUUUUUGCCUUUUCUUUAGUUAUGUGUGAGAGAGAAUGUAUUAAGAUAAGCACCUUACAGAAAACUUAUUUUGUUCCUAGUACCUUCUUUAUUUAUAUAUUUUUCUUUGUGGUGCCUUUUGUGUAGAAAAGCUGGUUUGUGAUCUUAAGGUCACUUUUUCCUAACCUUUCAUCACGGUAGCCUUGGCCUCCUCGAUGUGUAAGCCAGGACAGCUUUCUAUGGUUUAAAAAAAAUAAAAUAAAAAUCUCAUCAACAAAAAGAUAUUUCUCUUGUAAUGGAAAAAACAUUUUACAGUAGUCUGUAAUUGAUACAGUCACAUUUUCACAAGAUCAUCAAGAAGUUUUAUUUUGCAUUAAAAACAAACAGUCUUGAGACACCUUUUUUUUUUCGUUGAGACAAAGAACAAAAUUUGAUAAAAGUUCAGUUUUAGCCUAAAAGCUAAAUGUUUUCAUACAACAGAUGAGCCUUUUCCACUUAAACUUUUAUUUUUUGUGUGAGUAGUGGCCUUAUUUAUUGUGUUAAAAUUAAAUUAGAAAUUUUCCAAAAUAGCUUUCCCUUUUUACCAGGGGGUGUUUUUAUCUUAAAAUCCCAUGCAUGUGUAUAGCACUACAACUUCAAUGUGUUUCAUAGUUUUCUUUUGUUCUCAAUGACCAACCUUGCCAACUCCAAAAAGUAGCUGCUAUUAUAUAAUUUUUUUAUUUAUUUUUUGUUUUGAUUUUGAAUUUAACAGCUCACUCAAUGUUGAUCCUAUAUCAUACUUGUUACACUACAGUACUCUGUACUAUACUGUAGUCUGAUGUAAACACUUUUUUUGUUCUGGAAAAAUAAUGCUGUUGUUCAAAUAACUAAAAGAAAGAUUGAUUUCUUGGGAAGUAAAAAGGAAAUCCAAACCAAUGCAUGUAACUAUAAAAUUUAUGUGAAAUACA